Messenger RNA from Aspergillus nidulans FGSC A4, 789 nucleotides. RefSeq lists its product as uncharacterized. NCBI's taxonomy places the organism in Eukaryota, Fungi, Ascomycota, Eurotiomycetes, Eurotiales, Aspergillaceae. The coding region runs from base 1 to 789 and encodes 262 amino acids. The record is from RefSeq and is a predicted model, not a curated record. The transcript has 3 exons.
AUGUCGAGAUAUCCCCUAGACAGCCAAGCACCAGCAGUAAUUGUGCUGACUCGCUUCUUGUUGGUAACCUUGAUCCUGGGAACGCUCGCUCGGCUAGCGACGAAAUGGUGGAAAUUCCGCACCUUCUUUCGGGACGACUACUACAGCCUAGGGGCGAUGCUAGCCUCCAUCGGCCAGGCAAUAGCUGUCUCGAUCGCAGUGAACGAGGGAUAUGGAACACAUAUCAAACAGCUCAGUGAAGGCCAAGUAGCUGGUAUUCUCAAGGACCCUCCCAUCUUGUCGUCGCUCAGAACAGAGAAAAACGAAACUGACCAUAAUCGUCUCGACAGCGUCCCCGCGACUCUAAUUGCCCAGUGCGUUCUAACCCAUAACACCAUUAAUUCCUCCGACCCAACUCUAGCGACAUGGUCGAUAGCUGUCUGCGCGCAACUAGCCCUCUGCCUAAGCGUCGUCACAGCCAGCACGCCACAAUUCGUCCCCGUGCUCAGACGCCUACAAUCCAGUGGGAUGAGACUCGAUGGAAUGACCCGGUACAACACCUCCAGCAACCCGCAGUACUCGCGCUCUCGGUCGCGCUCAAAGUAUGCUCACUCUGCGCGGCGAACGGGUAACGCAUCUACACAUGAGCUUGAUAAUCUGCCGUUGGCGGGGACGACAAAGACAACGGUUACUGGUGCGAUUGGCGAGAACAGGGUGAGCAGCUGGGAUGAGGGGAGUCAGUCGAGCCAGACAGGGAUUAUUCGGGAAACGAGGACGUGGGUUGUUACUGAGGAGCAUGUGCAGAUUUAG